Messenger RNA from Manihot esculenta (cassava), 1128 nucleotides. RefSeq lists its product as uncharacterized. Bases 23 to 1039 code for a protein of 338 amino acids. Gene Ontology annotation, biological process: regulation of DNA-templated transcription. The transcript has a single exon. The record is from RefSeq and is a predicted model, not a curated record. Lineage: Eukaryota; Viridiplantae; Streptophyta; Magnoliopsida; Malpighiales; Euphorbiaceae. Gene Ontology annotation, molecular function: DNA-binding transcription factor activity; DNA binding.
UACGUGCGGGGAGGAGGGAAACAUGGGGAUUUCGGUUGAUGGUUUUCGAGGAAGAAAGAAGUCAUCAUCAAGAGGACACCACAGGUUCGUUGGAGUCAGGCAGAGACCUUCCGGAAGGUGGGUGGCAGAGAUUAAGGAUUCCUUGCAGAAGGUUAGGCUUUGGCUUGGAACAUUUGAUACCGCAGAGGAUGCAGCCCGAGCUUAUGAUGAUGCAGCUCGGGCCUUGCGUGGUGAUAACGCCCGCACCAACUUUGAAUUGCCUCUACCAGCUUUAAACUCUGGAGGUGGCCUUGCAGGUGCUGCGGAUAAAAUUGAGCCCUUCUCAUUUGAGGAUGUUUGCGGGUCGGGGAUUGAAGAAGAAGGGAUUCUUGGAGCACUAAAGGCCAAGCUGUUUGAUGGAAAGGGACUGCGUGUUCUUCCACCUGUUAGUUGCUCUUCUGGAAUGCAAUUUGCAGGUAAUGUUAAGAAAGACAUGGCAUCAACUGGUGAAAACGUUCCUCAUGCGAUUGGACUUGGAACUCUGAACCCUAAUCAGGGUUCUUGCAGUGGUAACCCGGCUGGGUUCAGUAAGGCGGAUCUUCUUUCAGAUCACGGUAACAUGGUGACUGGUCAUCUUCCGGCCCAGUGGAAUCAACUCUGCCAAACUUCUGCUCCCACAAACGCUGUGUGGUCUAACGAACCAGCAUAUGAAGUAGCUUCCUGGCCUACACAGAUGAAUCAUAUUCCUGAGAGUGCUGCUGCCUUUGGCUCUGAUGCUGAAACUACCGCUACUACUACUUCCACAUGGCAACUUUCUGUGGCUACUGAACCAACAAUUGAUAUACCAUAUUCCAAUAAUCCAUGCACAGUUGAGUUACAAACAAGCAGGAUUGGUGGAAUGAAUGUGAUGAGCUUGCCUAUUUCUCAAAUUGAUGGAAUAGCAGAUGGUGUCUUGUUGUCCGAGCAACAAUUCGUGCACUGCGAGAACAGCGGCUGGGCUGGGGUUAAUGGCUCUUGGGAUUCUCUCCUUUAUGGGUCCUCAGUGCUAGGACCAGGCUGAUCGCUUACUGUUAUGUUUUUUAAAGUAACUUUUUAUUUUUCUGUAUUGUUCAUGAAAGAACCAGCAACAUUCAAGCUGGCUUUGGCCAA